UUUUUUUUCCUUCUUUUUUUUACCUGGUGUCUCUUGUCAGGCAAUUUUAGGUAAUGAGGGACAGGGGUUGCCUUUUCCACUGCUUGUAAACAGCGGGGACGUGGGGCCACCAUUCCCACCUGGAGUCUCCCGGUGCCACUCCAAGCUCGGCUAAUAAUUAACCCCGGGAAAAGCACCUCGAGGUAACACCGACAGAUGGCUCUGAUUGGAAUCGCUGUGUUAAUAAUUCCUGUUCCUUUGCUGGUCCAGCUGGCCCUGCUGAAGAUGAGGGUGGUGCUCCUGCUGCUCCUGGUGUCCGUGGGGAACGUCGGAGCCGAGCUGGAGAAGGGCCCCCCCAGGCGCCUGUCGUGCGUGCGCUGCUGCGGCCCCUCGGAGCAGCCCGUGUCCAUCCUCUCCUCCAGGCACACCAGGAUGAGCAGCAGCCCCUACUCUGUGCCCAAAGUCCAGCCCACCAUAGACAUCACCAUCCUCAAAGGGGAGAAGGGCGAGAUGGGAGAGAAGGGAUUCCCUGGAGCAGCUGGCAAGGCUGGAGAGAGAGGAUUACGCGGCCUGAAUGGCAGGAAGGGCCAGAAAGGGCAGCCCGGCCCUCAGGGCCACUCCUGCAAGCAGCUCUUCGCCGCCUUCUCGGUGGGCCGGAGGAAACCCCUGCACAGCUCCGACUACUUCCAGCUCGUCACCUUCGACACCGAGUUCGUGAACCUCUACCAGCACUUCAACAUGUUCACAGGGAAGUUCUUCUGCUACGUGCCGGGCAUCUACUACUUCAGCCUCAACGUGCACACGUGGAACUACAAGGAGACCUACGUGCACGUGAUGAGGAACGAGCAGGAGGUGGCCAUCCUGUACGCCCAGCCCAGCGAGCGCAGCAUCAUGCAGAGCCAGAGCCUCAUGCUGGACCUGCAGGAGGGCGACGAGGUCUGGGUCAGGAUGUUCAAGAGGGAGAGGGAAAACGCCAUUUACAGCGAGGAGUCCGAUGUCUACAUCAUCUUCAACGGGCACCUCGUCAAACCGGCCGUGGAGUAGCCGCUCGCCGGCUCCGGGCCCGAGGCUUUGGUAGAUCCAGUAGAGUCUUCCCUCGUAGAAGUGCACAUCUAGUUCCACUUGGAAGGGUUAUAGAUCUGGAAGGGUUGUCUGUCCAUGCCCAGUGAGGGUGGAGGUGGCUGUUCCAAGGUGCUACGAGCUGCACGAGCACCCACAAGGCUUCAACUCCAGCUUUGCAACCCUGUGUAGGCCCCCAGUAACACCCCUACCAAGCUGGCACCAAGAAUUUAACUGCUUUCUCUGCUUUACAGAAGAAAUUUUAAUUAUACCUAAGGACCAGUUAUCUGGGUGCUAAUUAAGGAAUGCCAUUCUUCCUGCUAUUGGGAAUCUUUGAAUUGUCCAGGAAGGGUUAUAGAUCUAUAAGGGUUGUCUUUCCAUGUCCAGUGGGGGUGGAGGUGGCUGUUCCAAGGUGCUAUGAGCUGCACAAGCACCCACAAGGUUUCAACUCCAGCUUUGCAACCCUGUGUAGACCCCCAGUAACACCCCUGGAGGCUUUGCCAAGCUGACAGCAAAAAUUUAACUCCUUCGCUCUGCUAGAGAGAAAAAAAUUUAAUUAUACCUAAGGGCCUGGGUGCUAAUUGAGGACUGUAAUUCUUCCUGCUAUUUGGGAAUUUUUGCAUAGUCCAGGAAGGAUUAUAGAUCUAUAAGGGUUGUCUUUCCAUGCCCAGUGAGGGUGGAGGUGACUGUUCCAAGGUGCUAUGAGCUGCACAAGCACCCACAAGGUUUCAAUUCCAGCUUUGCAACCCUGUCUAGACCCCUAGUAAACCCACGAGACCCAGUAAUAUCCCUCCUAAGCUGGCAGCAAAAAUUUAACUCCUUUGCUCUCCUUUAGAGAAGAAAUUUUAAUUAUAUCUGAGGUGCUAAUGGGUGCUAGUUAAGGAAUGUCAUUCUUCCUGCUAUUUGGGAAUCUUUAAAUUGUCCAGGAAGGGUUAUAGAUCUAUAAGGGUUGUCUGUCCAUGCCCAGUGAGGGUGGAGGUGGCUGUUCCAAGGUGCUACGAGCUGCACAAGCACCCACAAGGCUUCAACUCCAGCUUUGCAACCCUGUGUAGACCCCCAGUAACAUCAACCCUAAAUUCCAGUUUUGUUCCAUUUCGUGCAAUAUUUCGUUCUGAGAGCACAAUUCCAGAAUUAAAUAGCGGCUUCUCCACCUGGGAAAGCUUUUCCAGAGGCACAGAGCUGGAAGAGCCACAGCUACCCGUCUGUACUAAUACCUGCAUUCCUUAUAAGAACAUCCAGCACGGCUGGGAAUGUGUGUUUCCCAUUUGAAAAUGCUGGGAUGGUUGGAAUUUGCUGAGCUGGAAUUCCAUGGCUGGAAAUUGCCAUCUCAUAGCACCGUCAUUGCUGGAAAAUGGAGAGGAAAACUGUGAAGAAAAGGGGCCUUUUCUGCAAAAAAAAAAAAAAAAAAAUCAGUGAUAUUUGAUAUUUUAGGAGAUUUGGGUUCUUUUUUUUGCCUAAAAAAUUUUUGAUAGAACAGUGGAAAGGUAAAUGCAACAAAACCCAUCUUUUUAUCCCAUUCCUCCUUUCCCACUCCCUCAGUUCCUCAUCCUGAACUGUUUGUGUGAAGGAUACAGGAAGAGUCCUUGCCAGGCAAACUCCUUCCCACAGCUGUUGGGAAAAGUAGCUGAAAUAAAGGUAUUGCUUUGA
Molecule: messenger RNA, 2685 nt
Organism: Pseudopipra pipra
Lineage: Eukaryota; Metazoa; Chordata; Aves; Passeriformes; Pipridae
Gene: C1QTNF8
Product: C1q and TNF related 8
Exons: 2
Coding region: 196-1023 (275 amino acids)
Molecular function (GO): protein binding
Source: RefSeq, a predicted model, not a curated record